Molecule: messenger RNA, 2885 nt
Organism: Haliotis rufescens (red abalone)
Lineage: Eukaryota; Metazoa; Mollusca; Gastropoda; Lepetellida; Haliotidae
Product: pyruvyl transferase 1-like
Exons: 2
Coding region: 74-1528 (484 amino acids)
Source: RefSeq, a predicted model, not a curated record
ACACGUCUUAGCAUUAUCAUAUGUAGUAUUGUCGGCCAUCGCGCACGUAGGCUAUACCUACCUGUCAGUGGCGAUGGUGCUGAAGGCGGUGUCUGUUAUCACUCACGCCGUCGUCAACAUCAUGAAGCGAGCGUUUAUCGUGGUGCUGCUGUGUGUGUUUGCUCAAAGGAAUGUCGGCAUCAGUAACUGGGCUGGUUUGGUUGUAGCGGCAGUCGGAGUGUACGCAUAUUCCACUGAGAAGAAGCAUAAGCAAGGCACAUCAAUGGAUGGAAGAUUAUUGGGUGUACGCACGUACAAGGCAGGGACUUUCAUACUGGCUGUUUUAACUGGACUAGUUAUUCUAUCGGUGUACUUCUCAGAUUCGUCGUUUGGUUCAUCACCUGAAGAGCGAGGUCGUGAAGAUGAUGUCUACACUAUGUAUUCAAAUGUAACGUAUGAUUCGAACAAUCAUACAUCAGUAAAGGACGAGUUUCUGAAAUGGAGAUUGGUAGAACAUCCGACAGAAACUGAUCAAAUGUCACCUUUAAUGACGUCACGUUAUGACGUCAUAAAUGAAGCCCAAAGAAUACAUAUGAACCUUUUCAGUGAUUUGAUCGGGAGGUAUAAAUACGCCAUGUUAUUUGAUGUAGCGGACUACGAGAACAAAGGCGACCCGGCCAUAGCUGUGGGCGAGAUCCGUCUCCUGAGAAGACUGGGCAUCCAGCUUGUGUACUAUUGCGUAACAUCCAAGUGUAAGGCAGGUGCAAUAGAAACGGCAUUUGAAGAAAGCAAACUCUAUUCCAAUGAUGAUCUGGUUAUACUGCUACAAGGAGGGGGGAACAUUUUUUCAUACGAGAGAGCUGAAACUGUGAGAAAACUGGUCAUUACAACAUUUACAAAACAUAAGAUAAUACUGUUUCCACAAAGCAUUUGGUUUCGCUAUAGAGCGAAAAAAGUUCGUCGCUACACCCAUAUGUAUAACCAGCACGACAACCUGACUGUGAUGGUGCGAGACAGGCUUUCACUGAAAAGAGCAAAAGGUGUUUUCACUCGAGCUAAUAUUAUCUUGGCGCCGGAUAUGGCGUUCCAAAUUGGACCAGUUUCGCGGUUUAUGCCACCAUCCUUCGACAUCUUGUGGCUAAAACGCCGUGACGCUGAAACAACCGGAUAUGAUCCGCCGGUCUUCCCCGCGCAUGUCUCGGUUCGCGUUUCCGACUGGAUACACUGGCAUUCGGCCUGUAAUGACAGUUCUAUGGAAAAGGCAUUUACCAUUGCAACCAACGGCAUGAUGUUCCUUCAGAGAGGCCGCGUGGUGAUCACUGACCGCCUGCACGGACACAUCCUGUCCACCCUGCUGGGCAUCCCCCACGUGAUACUGGACAACAACUACCACAAGGUGUCCAGCUACAGGCACAGCUGGACGAGGGGUAUGGAGUUUGUGAAAUUUGCCAACACAAGCGUUCAAGCUGCUGACAUGGCGAUGGAACUCUUACAGAAAUACAACUCAACACUCCCUGAUAUUAUUCAAUAUGACGUAAAGCAUAACUAGACGUUUUGACACCGUCAAACAUUAACGGUACAGAAUCAUCCCCUAUUGUUUGGUUAGACAACACUGAGCAUUUAAAAUAUUUGAUAAUAUGUUAAGAUUCAUUUAUGUCCAUUUGUACGUUAUUUAAAUAUUGCAAAUGAAUGGUUGGCGUUUAAUUAAGCAGCCCCCUGCAAUUAGAACCUCAUACCUGUUAUAUCUCUUACAUACGCCUGAGGAAUUAUCUGACAUAUGAUAUAGGGUCUGUUGGAGAAACGAAAAACCGACAGAGUUGUCUCCUCGGACAACUCUCCACUUCCGGUGCAUACAGUCGAAACAAAACAUGACAGAUGAUGAAUACGUGAGACUUGUUUAUGAAUAACAACCACUUUAUUCUUUACGUCGACUUUUCAUGGUCCCUUCAUUAGAUCAUAUAUUUACAAAAGGUUGGAUUAAUGUACAAAAAUAAAAAUAUUAUGACAAUUCAGACAACUAUAUUUCCUGGCAACAAACCAAAAUUUUCCAUACCAACAUCAAUCACUGGAAAAAGAAAACUGCAAGAAACUUAUGAAAAAACAAAGAAGGAAGCCAUCCAUUCAGAGACCAAUGCCAACUUAAAAUGACAAAAUGCCAUUUAUAUGUCAUUUGAAAUAAUAUUACGAAAAUCCUUAUUAUCAUCAUAGUCAUGAGAAGUACACAAUCAUAAACCAUUGACGUUUGAAACAUAGUUUUCUUAAAUGAUCAAAGUCAUCGUAAAUAAUUUCCGUCGCAAGGAUGAAAUUUACGCUACUAAAUAUAUAAUAAAUAUUAUUAUCUCACAUAAUACUUGACUACAUUCUUUGGUGUAGGCAAGAAUUAUGUGAGCUACACUAUCACAAUGAGGUAAAUGCAUUUGUCUAUAGUUUGAUUGGGCUACCCGCCACGGCUAAAGGUAAUACACAUUUCUUAGAAGGGACGUAGAUAAAUAAUUAAUUGUAAACAUGAUAGAUUAAUAACCAAAGUUAUAAUAUUAUCAUGUUGAGAGGCAAAUGGGUGACUCAGGACGAAAAUGGGUGAUUUGUAGUUUCCACUUUUUUGUAAGAAUUGGUAAGAGGAACUUUGAUGGGGGAUUGUGGAUAUCUUUGCAGAAUAUUUGUAACAUAUACCAUGUUGUCCGACUGUAGAUAGGAUUUGUGAUCUUAACAAUCAUCGGAUGUGACCAUGUAAACAUGAUCUCAUUUGUCUUUGUGAUUUUUAAAUUGCCCAUUGAUCAUACUGAGUAUUAGUGUUUGGGGAUAUCAAAGUUAACUCUUUAUUAUUAUAGGAAAUUGUCAGUGAAUUUAGAUGGGGUGAGUGAGUGAGUAUUUUUUACGCCGCUUUUAGCAAUAGUCCAGCUAUAUCA